Molecule: messenger RNA, 2633 nt
Organism: Schistocerca cancellata (South American locust)
Lineage: Eukaryota; Metazoa; Arthropoda; Insecta; Orthoptera; Acrididae
Product: SH3 and multiple ankyrin repeat domains protein 1-like
Exons: 2
Coding region: 40-1638 (532 amino acids)
Cellular component (GO): chitin-based extracellular matrix
Molecular function (GO): structural constituent of chitin-based larval cuticle
Source: RefSeq, a predicted model, not a curated record
UACACGCUCUUCCUCCAGGCCGCAGCCACUGCCUCCGACAUGAGGACACACCUGGCUGUGAUGAGCGCCCUGCUGGCGUUGGCUGCCGCCGCCCCUAAGGCCUCCCCAGGCUUCCUCUCCUCUUUCCUGCCGCCGCCGCCGCCCCCACCGGAGCGGUUCGAGGACUACGACUACAACGACUACGGCGGCGGCAACGGCAACGGCAACGGCAACGGCAACGGCAAUGGCGGCGGUGGCGGCGGGAACGGCGGGGGCGGCACGGACGGCGCGCUGCUGGGCGGCUACUCGUACGUGGACACCAACGGCCACCUGCAGAGCGUGCACUACGUCAGCAACGGCUUCCGCCUGCUGCACACCUACCCCGCCUCGGAGGUGAAGCCGCAGCAGCCUCAGCUGCAGCACCACAAGCCGGCCCCGCCGCCGCCUCCGCCACCACCACCACCGCCGACCACGACCACCACGACCACUACCCCACCGCCCAGUCAGAACGGAGGCGGGUUCUCUGUGAACGGCAUAGGAGGCUCCAGCGCCGGCGGCGGCAGCUUCAAUGGUUUCGGCGGCUCUGGCAGCAGCUUCGGCAGUGGAGGCGGCGCCGGUGGCGCCAGCGGCAGCGGCAGCGGAGACGUCCACUCGCUGAACAAGUUCUUCUACUCUUUUACUGACCCCACCACAUUCGCCACGGCCAACACGGGCUUCCCCGUCCAGCACAACACGUACCUCGCGCACUCCGGCUACCCGGUGGCGCCGUCCAACCUGUACGGCUACGGGUACGCCCCUGCCGCCCCCGCGGCCGUCGCGACUGCCGUACCUGCGCCGACGGCUGCGACGUACACGGCUCCCGCGCCGAUCACGUACACGGCCCACACGUACGCCGCCGCAGCGCCGGCGAAGAUCACGUACACGUCCGCCGCGCCGGCCAAGAUCGCCUCGUUCGCCGCGGCCCCGGCUCCAGUCGCCACGUACACCGCCGCCGCCCCCGCCGCCGUCACGACGUACACCGCCCCAGCGCCGGUAGCGACGUACACGGCGGCCGCCGCUCCAGCUACGGUAACGUACACCGCCCCCGCGCCCGCGACCUUCACGUACACGGCCCCCGCGCACCCCACCACCCUCACGUACGCGGCGGCGGCUCCCGCCCGCAUCGCGACGUACGCCGCUCCGGCGCCCGUAGCGACGUACGCGGCGCCAGCCCCCCUGCCGUACGCGGCGACAGUGCUGCCGGGGGUGCAGACGCAGUACCACGCGCAGGGCGAGCUCGGCCAGUACACGUACGGGUACGUCGGGCAGCUGUCGGCCAAGCACGAAGCGGGCGGCGGCGACGGCACCGUGGCCGGCGGCUACUCCUACCUGGACGCGAACGGCGUCGUGCAGACGGUCAAGUACCUGUCGGACGACCUGAACGGCUUCCGGGUGGCCGCCACCAACCUGCCCGUAGCGCCCUCCGACCACAGCCGCCAGCAGCCGCCCCCGCAACAGCCUCCGCAGCAGCAGCAGCAGCAGCCGGACCAGAGGCCCGGCGACUCCGGCUUCGUGGUGCCGAUGUCGGUGACCGAGACGCCGGAGGUGAAGGCGGCACGCAGAGCUCACGAGGCGGCGCACCGAGAGGCCAUCGCGAGGAACAUGAACAUGUCUGACUAGGCUGCCAGGCGCCCACCCUGCACGGGCAGCACCGCGAAAUACCGGCCAAAAAGCAACCCGACCGCUCUAUCUAGUUGUCGUCUUCGAAACUAAUUGUAAUCCGUACACCCGCGACCACUAGCAGGGUAAUCACUUUACCCCAUCAGUUUCCUACCUACAGAUCCAUGAAACACGUUGUACGAAUUAGACUUUGCUCUCCCAGCGCAGUAGUUCACGCGUUUUCCAUCUUUUUCCUCUCACACACUACUUUGCCCGACAGUCAUCGUAGCAGCUGUCGAAUUCAUAUCAAUUUCAACAUAAAACUAGGGAACACAUUUUAUUUUGUUUAUUAAUCCCGUUUAAGAUUCUGGCCAAUUUAGAUGUAAGAAUGGUGGAAAUGUAUAACUGUAGCCUUUGAGAGCAGGUAUCCAAUUUAAAAAAAAAAAUUCUAAAGUCUUAAACACGUCAUCUUAAAUAAAAACAACCUGAAUUUUUGCUGUUGUUGCAGAUAACUUUCAUCAGUGAAUAUUAAGUAGCACACACCUCCCUGGUGAUCUGAUAAAUGCUAUUCAUACAAUCAUUAACUGGCUUCCUGUUUCUAAGGCCGUCGUCUGGUGACAACAACGAUAGCUCGAGAAGCCGAAAGCAAGUUCAUGAUAAAAUCAAUAACAUUUUGCAGAAGAUCAGCAAAGUUUUUUUCCAUCUGUCAUAUUUUGUUGAGCAGACAAAACUGAAUUCAAUGUUCCUCAGGACAAUUCACUCAAAGGCUGCCUAUCAAAAUAGCCGACACGUUGGCCUUCGAAAAAAAUUCCCUUUUAUUCCUGCAACAACAGUGAAUCAAAAAUGUCAGUACCCUAUGUAGAGGUGUUUCAGUAGGUUACAUGUUUCAGUAGCACCAAGUACAUACAGCGCGUGCCCAGAGUGAAUGUCGUAAGGACUACUCUUUACAAACGUAUAGUUUUGUGUGCCAUCGAUUUCUUGUCAGACUAAUUUCUAAAUUGAUUACGAUUGUUUCA